Messenger RNA from Fukomys damarensis (Damara mole-rat), 1743 nucleotides. It is a transcript of the gene Nppa, whose product is annotated as natriuretic peptide A. NCBI's taxonomy places the organism in Eukaryota, Metazoa, Chordata, Mammalia, Rodentia, Bathyergidae. Bases 961 to 1419 code for a protein of 152 amino acids. The transcript is spliced from 3 exons. Gene Ontology annotation, cellular component: extracellular region; cytoplasm; nucleus. Gene Ontology annotation, molecular function: hormone activity; hormone receptor binding. The record is from RefSeq and is a predicted model, not a curated record. Gene Ontology annotation, biological process: receptor guanylyl cyclase signaling pathway; negative regulation of systemic arterial blood pressure; cGMP biosynthetic process.
UGCUCUGGCCCCUGAGGAGGACCUGGAAGGCAGGAGGGAAACUGCACACGACCUUCGUUCCUGAGUCCCUCCGCCCCUCGCCCCUCGGCGUUCUCACGGGGCACACCCUCCUGGGUGGGGCCAUUGCCUUCUGCAAGCUGAGCUGAGCAGCUGUAAGCAGCAAGGUGGAGAGAGGAACAGGCAGCUUCCUCCAAGAGCAGGAGCCGGAGAAGAAUCGCACUGCCCCCACUUUCUUGGGAGAUGGAUUCUCAGGACCUGCAUGACAUUAGCUUCUUUGCUGACUCAAUCCUCUGAAAUGCAGCUCCUUUCACCCAGCUGAUGACAGGGGCAGUUGGUGAGGCCAGGGGUCUGCCCCCGGAGCUGGUGGAGCCCCGUGAGUCAGGUGUGAAGCCAGCCCGAGCAUCUGCACUCCCUCCAGCAGCCGGCUGCCUGCCAUUUCCUCCUCUCCCAUCCUUAUUUGGAGCCCUUGACAGCUGAGCCGCAAACAGACCGGGAGCUGGGCGCCGGCCAGCCUCACCCUCUGCUUCCCCGCGUGGGUCCCAUUGCCCAGGAGAAAGAAUCCUGCAGCAUGGUGGAGCUAAGAUAACCAAGGACUCUUUUUGCUCUUCUCACACCUUUGAAGUGGGAGCCUCUUGAGGCAAAUCAGCAAGAAUGUGGCUCUUGCAGUGAGGGUCUGGGGGGCUGCUGGGGCUGCCCAAGGCGGAGGGGCUAUGACAAGCUCCGCUGGACUGAUAACUUUAAAAGGGCAUCUUCUCCUGUCUACUCACGGUGCCGCUUUAUCGCUGCAAGUGACACAACGGGGAGGGUUCUAGCCCUCCUGCGCUCCCCAAGAGCUGGGGGGCUAUAAAAACAGGAGGCCCUGGGCAGCUGGGAGACAGUGACAGACAGAAGCUGAGAGGGAAGCCAGAGAGGACAGAGAAGACACAGCAAGCACCAGAUCACUCCUUGACCGGCAUCGGCAUGGGCUCCUUCUCCACCCUCACCGUGAGCCUCCUCCUCUUCCUCGUCUUUCAGCUUCCAGGCCAAGCCCAAGCCAACCCCGUGUACAAUGGUGUGUCGAAUGCAGACCUGAUGGAUCUCAAGAAUUUGCUGGACCACCUGGAGGAGAAGAUGCCUUUAGAAGAGGAGGUGAUGCCCCAAGUCCCAAGGGAGCAGAACGACGAAGCGGGGGCCGUCCUGAGUGUCCUCCCUGAGGCACCUUCCUGGACUGGGGAGGCCAACCCGGUGCCAAGGGAUGGAGGUGCCCUUGGGCGAGGCCCCUGGGAUUCCCCCGAUAGAUCUGCCCUCCUGAAAGGCAAGCUGCGGGCGCUGCUCACUGCCCCUCGGAGCCUGCGGAGAUCCAGCUGCUUUGGGGGCAGGAUCGACAGGAUUGGAACACAGAGCGGCCUGGGCUGCAACAGCUUCCGGUACCGAAGAUAACAGCCAGGGAAGAAAAGGUCGGCCAGGCCCUGGGGGCAGAUGGCAAGAGACCCUCCUCCCCUGGGGGGGUCUCCCUCAUGAGGUCUCCUUCCUGUCACUGUCCUCGGGCUGUGAAGAGCACGGAGCUGGAGCUGCCGAUUUCUGACGUUGUGCGCUACAUGUAGACAAAGUGGUUUCAUUAUGGUUUUCCCACCUCGCCCACCCCAUGCGCUACCGUAGAGCCUCUCACCUAUUACUGACAGCAGUUGGCAAAAAUGAAUAAAUUUCAGCACCACGGACAGAAGCCAGAGCCGGACUCCUGUGAUUUCUUUCCCUGGUCAUUUC